UUCUUCUAUGCCUAGGGCCGAGGAGCCAGCUCUCAUCCCCACUGAUCAAGGUUUCACUGAGCUGCACUAGACUUCCCAGCUGGGAACCCUGUCCACUCCCCCUUGUGCUACACAUUAGAUCUAGUGACACAGGAAAUGCUUGUCUCCUGCUGUUGAUGAAUAAUUUCAGAGUACUAUGGAUCAUGCUGAAGAAACUGAAAUCCUUGCGGCAACCCAGAGGUACUGUGUGGAUAGGCCUCUCUUUAGCCAUCUGGCCCUCCAGGAAAGACUGCACAAGAAGGACAAAAUUCCGGAUUCCAUUGGGGAUAAGCUGAAACAGGCAUUCACAUGUACUCCUAAGAAAAUAAGAAAUAUCAUUUAUAUGUUCUUACCCAUAACUAAGUGGCUGCCAGCAUACAAAUUCAAGGAGUAUGUGUUGGGUGACUUGGUCUCAGGCAUAAGCACAGGGGUACUUCAGCUUCCUCAAGGGUUAGCCUUUGCGAUGUUGGCAGCUGUGCCUCCAGUGUUUGGCCUGUACUCCUCCUUUUACCCUGUUAUCAUGUAUUGCUUUUUUGGAACCUCCAGACACAUAUCGAUAGGUCCUUUUGCUGUUAUUAGCCUGAUGAUUGGCGGUGUGGCUGUUCGGUUAGUACCAGAUGAUAUAGUUAUUCCAGGAGGAGUAAACGCAACCAAUGGUACAGAAAUAAGAGAUGCCUUGAGAGUGAAAGUCGCCAUGUCUGUGACCUUACUUUCAGGAAUCAUUCAGUUUUGCCUAGGUGUCUGUAGGUUUGGAUUUGUGGCCAUAUACCUCACAGAGCCCCUGGUGCGCGGCUUUACCACUGCGGCAGCUGUGCAUGUCUUCACCUCCAUGUUAAAGUACCUGUUUGGAGUUAAAACAAAGCGGUACAGUGGGAUCUUUUCAGUGGUGUAUAGUACAGUUGCUGUGUUGCAGAAUGUUAAAAACCUCAACGUGUGUUCCCUAGGCGUCGGGCUGAUGGUUUUUGGUUUGCUGUUGGGUGGCAAGGAGUUUAAUGAGAGAUUUAAAGAGAAAUUGCCAGCACCCAUUCCUUUAGAGUUCUUUGCGGUGGUAAUGGGAACUGGCAUUUCAGCUGGGUUUAGCUUGCACGAAUCGUACAAUGUGGAUGUCGUUGGGACACUGCCUCUGGGGCUACUACCUCCAGCCAAUCCGGACACCAGCCUCUUCCACCUCGUGUACGUGGAUGCCAUUGCUAUAGCCAUUGUUGGGUUUUCAGUGACCAUCUCAAUGGCCAAGACCUUGGCAAAUAAACAUGGCUACCAGGUUGAUGGCAAUCAGGAGCUCAUUGCUCUGGGACUGUGCAAUUCCAUUGGCUCACUCUUCCAGACCUUUUCAAUUUCAUGCUCCUUGUCUCGAAGCCUUGUUCAGGAGGGAACUGGAGGGAAGACACAGCUUGCAGGUUGUUUGGCCUCGUUAAUGAUCCUGAUGGUCAUAUUAGCCACCGGAUUCCUCUUUGAAUCAUUACCCCAGGCUGUGCUGUCGGCCAUUGUGAUCGUCAACCUGAAAGGAAUGUUUAUGCAGUUCUCAGAUCUUCCCUUUUUCUGGAGAACCAGCAAAAUAGAGCUGACCAUCUGGCUUACAACUUUUGUUUCCUCCUUGUUCCUGGGGUUGGACUAUGGUUUGAUUACUGCCGUGAUCAUCGCACUGAUGACUGUGAUUUACAGAACACAGAGUCCGAGCUACAAAGUCCUUGGACAGCUUCCUGACACUGAUGUGUAUAUUGAUAUAGAUGCAUAUGAGGAGGUGAAAGAAAUUCCUGGAAUAAAAAUAUUCCAAGUAAAUGCCCCAAUUUAUUAUGCAAAUAGUGAUUUGUAUAGCAGUGCAUUAAAAAGAAAGACGGGAGUGAACCCAGCACUUAUAAUGGGAGCAAGAAGAAAGGCCAUGAAGAAGUAUGCUAAAGAAGUGGGGAAUGCAAACAUGGCCAACGCAACCAUUGUCAAGGCGGAUGGAGAAGUAGAUGGAGAAGAUGCUACGAAGCCUGAAGAAGAUGAUGAGGAAAUAAAAUUUCCCCCAAUAGUCAUCAAGAGCACAUUUCCUGAAGAACUACAAAGGUUUAUGCCCCCAGGGGACAAUGUCCACACCGUUAUUCUGGAUUUUACCCAAGUCAAUUUUAUCGACUCUGUUGGUGUAAAAACUCUCUCAGGGAUUGUAAAAGAAUAUGGAGAUGUCGGUAUUUAUGUGUAUUUAGCAGGAUGCAGUGCACAAGUUGUGAAUGACCUCACUCAAAACCUAUUUUUUGAAAAUCCUGCCUUAAAGGAGCUGCUGUUCCACAGCAUUCAUGAUGCAGUUUUAGGGAGCCAACUCAGAGAGGCACUUGCUGAACAAGAAGCCUUGACUCCUCCGCCCCAGGAGGAUUCAGAGCCCAAUGCCACUCCUGAGGCGUGAGGAACUCAGCCUCUCCCGAAAUUAUUAAUUUACACAUUUUAAAUACUAGAUGCAAGAUUUUUUUUUUUUCUAGAGGUAAAUACUAGUAGUCAAGGCUUGAUUUGGAGGGUGAAUGACGCAUAGCAAGAUGUAUCUUACUUGUGUGUGUUUUUUUUAAAUUGACUAUUUCCAAGAUAAAUUGGCCUCUUACCUGCAUUUAUUGUGCAGUGACCUUUCUGUUACUUUUUAGUAUUAUCUUUGUCAGCUAAGCACUUACGAAUAUUUCUUUUUAAGUACUUUACCUACAAAUCAGAGAUGCUGUCACCAGAAGGGUAGUGGUUCUUUGCUUUUGUACUUCCUGCUCUACAGACUUUCUUUAAUUAGGGUUAUUGAACAGAGGUGGCAUACCCACAAUUUUCUAGAAGUUCUUUUAAAAUAAGCUUUGUUUUUAUAGAAGCAACAUAAGUGCAUUACAGAAAAAUAGAAAAAAUAGAUGAGUAAAAUAAAAAAAUAAAAACAUUAUGUUGCCACCACUCAAAGAUCAUCGCUACCACCUUAAUGCACAUACUUCCAGAUCUUUAUGAAUAUGCAUUUACAUCUUUGAACCAAAAUAAGGUCAUACUCUACAUAGUGUUCUGUAACCUUUUUUUCCCCCACAAUAAACAAUCUCCAUUUUCUCA
Molecule: messenger RNA, 3060 nt
Organism: Miniopterus natalensis
Lineage: Eukaryota; Metazoa; Chordata; Mammalia; Chiroptera; Miniopteridae
Gene: SLC26A5
Product: solute carrier family 26 member 5
Biological process (GO): sulfate transmembrane transport
Cellular component (GO): membrane
Molecular function (GO): secondary active sulfate transmembrane transporter activity
Source: RefSeq, a predicted model, not a curated record